CCGGUCACGUGACGGGUCAGCUGACUCCGGGACUUCCUCAAAAGCGCAGCCAGACCUGGCGUCACAACAACCCGGAGCCCGACGGAGCCGCGCCAGCCGGAAGCGUCGCCGCCUGCCUCUGUCGGUCCAGUGCCGAGUGACUCUCUGACUCUCUGACUAUGACUCCGCCGCCGAAACCAGGAAGGGAGUCCGGGGACACGAUGAGGCUGCUCUGGUCGCUGCCCCUCACCUCAGCUCUGCUGCUGCUGCUGCUCCUCUCCUCGCCCUGGCUCGGUUCCGCUCGCCCGGCCCGGAGCCCGGUCCAGCUCUGGGAGUCACCGAACCGACCUUUCGUCCGCUUCAACUGGAAGAACCUCAGCUGCCCCGCGUGCAAAGCGAUCUUCGCCGUCGUGGACCUGGCUCUGCUGAGUGAGAGCAACGAGGAGCGGGUGGCCCAGCUGGCCGGCAGGGCCUGCGUGGACCUGCACCUGGCCGAGCCCGAGGUGUGCCGCCAGAUCACCGAGCUCUUCCGGGACGACUUCAUCCGGGCGCUGCAGCAGUCGCUGCUGUGGCCCAGCGAAGCCUGCGGCCUGCUGCUGGGACCCUCCUGCGGCAAAUACGACAUCUUCGCGCCGUGGAACGUCUCGCUGCCCGGCCUCCCCAAGCCCAAGGUCACGCCGCCUUCGCCUCCCAAACCAGGCGCUCCACAAACCCGGGUUCUGUUUCUGACCGACAUCCACUGGGACAAGGAGUACCAGGCCGGCGCCGCCGCCGACUGCAAGGAGCCCCUGUGCUGCCGGCGGGGCUCCGGCCUCCCCGGCGGGGGGCGGCGGGCGGCAGGCUACUGGGGCACCUACAGCAAAUGUGACCUGCCCUUACGCACCGUGGAGAACCUGCUGGAGAACGUGGUGAAGAACGGGCCCUGGGACUGGGUCUACUGGACCGGCGACGUUCCGGCCCACAACGUGUGGUCGCAGACUCGGAAGCAGCAGCUGGACGAGCUCACCGUCAUCAGCCAGCUCAUCCAAAAACACCUGGGGCCCAACGUCACCGUCUACCCUGCCGUGGGGAACCACGAGAGCACCCCGGUCAACAGCUUCCCGCCGCCCUUCAUCCACGGCAACCGCUCGUCCGCCUGGCUGUACGACACCAUGGCGCAGCUGUGGUCGCCGUGGUUACCGGAGGAGGCGCUGAAGACCCUCAGGUACGGAGGCUUUUACUCGGUGGAGGUCCAGAGAGGUCUGAGAGUGGUGUCCCUCAACAUGAACUUCUGCGCCCGGGAGAACUUCUGGCUGAUGGUCAACUCCACUGACCCGGCCAACCAGCUGCAGUGGCUGGUGCACGUCCUGCAGAGCAGCGAGAGCAAAGGCGAGAAGGUGCACAUCAUCGGCCACAUCCCGCCCAGCCUGUGCCUGGCCAGCUGGAGCUGGAACUACCAUCACAUCAUCAACAGGUACGAGGGCACCGUCAGCGGCCAGUUCUUCGGGCACACGCACCUGGACCAGUACCAGAUGACCUACGACGAGACCGACUCCACCCGACCCAUCGGCGUGGCCUUCAUCGCCCCCAGCGUCACCACCUUCGUCAAUCUCAAUCCAGGUUACCGUGUCUACUACGUGGAUGGCAACUACCCCGGCAGCUCGCGCUUCGUGCUGGACCAUGAGACCUACAUCCUCAACCUGACGGAGGCCAACCACAGGCCCGGGAACCGCUCGCAGCCCGAGGAGGACCCCCGCUGGACCCUGCUGUACCGGGCCUCCCAGGCCUACGGCCUGCCCGCCCUGCUGCCGGCCGACUGCGAGCGACUCACCAAGGCGCUCGCCGCCGACCAGCGGCUCUUCCAGAGGUUCUGGUUCCUGCAGCACAAGGGCCACGUGUCGGAGCCCUGCCGCGACGCCUGCCGCGCCGCUGCCGUCUGCUUCCUGAAGAGCUUUGUGCGCUGCGACGCCGCCGGCAGCUCGCCGCCUCGCACCUGGAGCCUCUGCUGACCUGUCUUGUCAGGGCUCCAGAGAUGGACUCAUCGAAGUAUUAGCGAAAUGUGUUGAUGCGGGUGUUUCAGAGCAGGCGCAACUGGGUUCCAGUGCCUUGCUCAAGGGCAGGCUCACCACUGAUUCAGACAAAGCCCCCGUUUGUCUUCUGCACUUUAGGUUUGUCUCCUGCGUCUGAAGCGUCGCGAGGCUCAGGGACCGGUUCUCAUGCGUUUGAUGUCCUCAAUAAAGAUUGUCUGAGGGAUUUUCUGACGUCUUUCCUGCUCAGUGGUGGCGACCCGCCUCGCGAACAGGACUCGCCGGUCGGGUCAGAAGCCCAGCCGCACGCUGCUCUCCACGCUGACGCCGGACUGAACUGCAGAAACAGACUGGAUUUUGUUCACGUCAAACUUGGUCUCCAACUCCCGCAGGUCCCAGGUCUUGGGCUUGUGCGGGUUGUCCAGCUCCUCCCGCGGUAAGAAGAGCCUGCAGAGACGAGCGUGGUCAGCAGGCGGCGCCGCAGCGAGGAGGCCACCGUACCUGUGGUCGGACACGAAGGAGGUGUUGAACCAGAAGUAGAAGGGGACGUCUUCGUAUCCUUUGGGGAGACCCUGCGACAGAAGCAGCCGUGAGAGGCGGAGACACGCGGCGGCGGGAGAGGGAGGCACUCACGGCGCUGGACUCGAACAUGACCUUCACAUCUCCAUCCACCACAGGUCCGUUCUGGAGGCUGAUGACCACCGCGUUGUUGCCCACGUCGGGAAACACCUGCGUGGACAUCAGAACGUUGGCGGGGG
Synchiropus splendidus (mandarinfish) is the source of this 2743-nucleotide messenger RNA. It is a transcript of the gene smpd1, whose product is annotated as sphingomyelin phosphodiesterase 1. Gene Ontology annotation, biological process: ceramide biosynthetic process; sphingomyelin catabolic process. The record is from RefSeq and is a predicted model, not a curated record. The transcript is spliced from 10 exons. Gene Ontology annotation, cellular component: lysosome. Bases 159 to 1967 code for a protein of 602 amino acids. NCBI's taxonomy places the organism in Eukaryota, Metazoa, Chordata, Actinopteri, Syngnathiformes, Callionymidae. Gene Ontology annotation, molecular function: acid sphingomyelin phosphodiesterase activity.